AGCAGUGAUGGUGAUUGCGCGUGUCGGCAUGACAGCAGCGUCUCGCCUUUGUAAAUAGCGACGUUCUGCAGUUGUGUGUGUGCGCCGCUGGGCGAGUCUUCGCCGCGUCUGUCUCCGUAGCUCCCCAUUUUCCGAGAAAAGGAGAGGAGAAUUAGCUCCGGGAGGAGGGCCGCCGCCAUUAUUGGGAAGCUGGGGGAAAAAACACUUUCACACACACGCAAUCUCUUGUUAAAUUGAUAAGGACGUUACCAAUUUAUUGUAUGAAGCCAGUUUAGAAUAAACCUUGUACGGCAAUUGCAGCAACCUCGACUGGUGUCCCGUGCAUGAUCGAUCCAGCAUAAUGUUGGCACAACAAUGGACAUAAUAAUUGGUCAAAAGCAACGUGGUGAACCAAGGAGAAGACGGUGAAACAAGCUUUUAUUCUCCGAGGAGAGAAAAAAAAACAGGAAGAUCAUUGUUUUUACGUUAGUAGUUUUAUUAUCACAAAGACAACGAAAAUAUCAAUGAAAUUGGAAAUAAUCAAAAUAGGGAUAUAGACUUAAAAUUAAUCUGUCAAGCUAACAAUAACAUAUGUAUAGUUAUUUGUGUCUGUUUCGGAAUCAAACGAGCCACAUUUGUGUUUCUUGUCCAUGUAUAUCAGGCGGCGAGGGCUGCGGCAAGCGCUGGCCUGACAGAUUCAGGGAGAAUGCGAUGGCUCAUAGCUACAUUAGGAAUGACUGAGAGAAGCCUCUGCCUUUGCUACACCCCUACACUGCUGUUGAUAAAACAUGAAGCACACUAGAGGAAACACCAACUAAUCUGCCACUCACAUCAGGUGUACUCUUCUAUCGAGUCCCUGAAUAUGGCAGGAUGAGUGUCAGCAGACGAUAAUGAUGGCGAAAAAGCAGGAUGCGAAGUCACCCACAUACAACCUUAUUGUUGUGGGUUUGUCAGGGACGGAGAAAGAGAAGGGCCAGUGUGGAGUGGGCAAGUCCUGCCUGUGCAACCGCUUUGUGCGCCCCAGUGCUGAUGACUUCUAUCUGGACCACACGUCAGUGCUGAGCACCAGCGACUUUGGGGGCAGAGUGGUUAACAAUGACCACUUCCUGUUCUGGGGGGAGGUGGGGCGGGUGGUGGAGGAGGGGCCGGAGUGCAGGAUGCAUGUGGUGGAGCAGACCGAGUUCAUUGAUGACCAGACGUUCCAGCCACACCGCAGCACUGCCAUGCAGCCCUACAUCAAGAGGGCGGCCUCCACCAAGCUGGCCUCUGCAGAGAAGCUUAUGUACUUCUGCACGGACCAGCUGGGGCUGGAGCAGGACUUUGAGCAGAAGCAGAUGCCUGAGGGCAAGAUACAGGCUGACGGGUUCAUGCUCUGUAUGGAUGUCAGUAGGGGGAUGAACCGCAACUUUGACGACCAGUUGAAGUUUGUCACAAACCUUUACGGUCAUCUGAGCAAAACAAAGAAGCCCAUUGUGCUGGUCUUAACCAAGUGUGAUGAGGGGGUUGAACGCUACAUCAAAGAUUCUCACACCUUUGCCAUCACUAAAAAGAGUCUUCCAGUAGUGGAGACAUCUGCACGCUCUAACAUCAAUGUUGACCUAGCCUUCAUUGCUUUGGUGCAACUCAUUGAUAAGAGCAGGGGCAAGCCCAAGAUCAUUCCUUACUUUGAAGCCCUCAAGCUCCAGAGUCAGCAGAUAGCCCUGGCUAAAGACCGAUACGAAUGGCUAGUCAACCGCAUAGUGAAGAACCACAACGAGACAUGGCUUAACACCAGCCGACGCAUGCACAGCUCCUCAGAGUUCAAGGAAUACGUCUUUCUAGAGGGUACAGCGAAAUGCAAGAAGCUCUUCCAGCAGCAUGUGUACCGCCUGAAACAGGAGCACAUUGAGAGACGUCGGAAAAUCUAUCUGAGCACUCUUCCUCUAGCACUUAGCUCCCUGGUGCCUGACCUGGAUGAGAUUGACCAGCUGAGCUGGUCUGGGGUUCAGAAGGUCCUGGAGUCCAAGCAGCACUUUGCCCAUUGGUUUGUGGUUUUGGAGGACUCUCCAUGGGAGGACACGUCUCACAUAGAUAACAUGGAGGAUGAGCGCAUCCCCUCAGACCUGUUGGAGACGGCCCCAGCCGAGUACAUUUUCAACGCCCACCUGGAGCACCUGAGGAAUGAGUGCAAGCGGGCCGAGAUGAGGCAGGAGUUCAAGCACAAGUUGGCCUGUUCUCCCUUUGUCACGCCUGGCAAGCCCUGGGAAGAGGCCCGCAGCUUCAUCAUGAACGAAGACUUCUACCAAUGGUUGGAGGAAUCAGAGUACCUGGACCUUUACAACCGCCACCAGAAAGAGAUAAUAGACCACGCUAAGGAGGACUUCCAGGAGCUGCUGCUGGAGUACUCUGAGCUCUUCUAUGAGCUGGAGGUGGAUGCCAAGCCCAGCAAGGAGAAGAUGGGGGCCAUCCAGGAGGUUCUAGGGGAGGAGCAGAGGUUCAAGACCCUGCAGAAGCUUCCAGCUGAGAGAGAUGCUCUGGUGUUGAAGCAUAUCCACUUUGUCUACCACCCAACCAAGGAGACCUGUCCCAGCAGCCCACAGUGUGGAGACUUCAAGAUAGAGCAGCUCCUGGCCUCACGUUUCCCAACAUGCUACCCAUUCUUCAAUGUGAAGUCCCAUUUUGGGGAUAUUAAAGCUGACCGAAUCAACCUUGUGAUAUUGGGCAAAGACGGACUGGCCAGGGAGUUUGCCAAUGAGAUCAGGACUCUGUGUACCAAUGACGACCGGUAUGUGCUGGAUGGGAAAAUGUAUGAGCUGACCCUGCGACCCAUCGAGGGAAACGUACGACUUCCUGUAAAUUCCUUUCACACUCCCACUUUCACACCCCAUGGAUGCCUGUGUCUGUACAACUCAAAAGAGUCCCUAACUUACGUCGUAGAAAGCAUUGAAAGGUUGCGGGAGUCAACUAUAGGUAGAAGGGACAGCCAUAUAGCUCAGCUUUUAACAUCUCUGCUCUUGGUUACUAAAAGGGGAGUAGGGACAUAUGCAGAUAUUGGGGGAGAAACUGCUUUAGGCCUAAUAAAACAGGGACAGCAGGUAGCAAGGAGACUGCAGUGUAGCUUCCUAGACCCAGCCUCUCCUGGUGUGGGCUAUGGGCACAAUGUGAAUGACAGUCAGAUCAAUCAAGUAUUGAGGGGUCUCCUGGACUCUAGGAGGAGCUCAUCUUUUAGUAGCAGCUCCCCACCUCUGCCCCCUAAACCUCCAGGCCCAAGAGACUCUCCUCACCAGCCCAGCCCAGAGGCAGACAUCCGCAUCGUCAUGUGCUUGAUGUGUGGAGACAAUUAUGACGUGGAACAGCUCCUCUCUCCCUUCCUACUGCCUCAGCACUGCAGGCCAACAUCCAAUAGUGGGACCUCAGUGAUACUGGAGCAGACAGUGGGGCCUCACAAACAGGUGAUUGAGCUCUCCCUUCUUUCCUACCACGCCUCCUUCUCCCUGCGGAAGAGCAGAUUAGUGCAUGGCUACAUUGCUGUGUACUCAGCCCGCCGCAAGGCCUCCCUGGAGACUCUAUGUGCCUUUCUGUGUGAGAUCCAGGACAUCAUCCCUGUUCAGCUGCUGGCAGUAGGGGAGAGCCAGGUGGAGCUCACAGAAAGUGAGUCUGCCAGAGAGCAGCUAGUCCAGGGAGAGGAGCUGGCCCAAGAGAUAGAAGGCAGGUUCAACAGUGUGGUGUGUGGGUCUGGAGGGGUGGUGGGCGGCCUGCACAGGAUAGAGAUGUUCCAGCACUUCCUGAUGGAGGUGGUGGAGAAACGCAACAUUGUGGAGGCAACACACAUGUAUGAUAACGUGGCUGAGGCCUGCACUAACGACACUGCCUACUCCCCUCGCUGUAGCUCACCCAGCCCUGGCAACAUGUUCCUAGACUCUGAUGUGGAUGAUGUGGAGCCCUCCCCACCCUACUUCGAUGGCACACUCACCUCCCAUAGUGGGGGCUUCAACCUGCCUGACCUGGACUCCAGCGAUGUCUCUGUCAUCUCUGACAUCAGCUCCUUUGAGAACAAACUCAACAGCAAGGUCCCUCCCCAGGUGAGGCCCAAGCCCACUGUGACCUUUGACUUCCGGAAGGUGGGCCGAAACCCCUACAACACGGAUACCAUGGGCCACCGUCGCUCCCUGCCCUCUGCUGUGACAUGGGUACCAGGUGGGGACGGAGGUUACGACCCCUCAGACUAUGCAGAGCCUAUGGAUGCUGUGUCCAAGCCCCGGCCCAGCAACGAGGAGAUCAUCUACUCUGUGCCCCAUGACAGCACGCAGGGCAAGAUAAUCACCAUCCGCAACGCCAACAGGAUGCACUCAAAUGGGAACGGCUCGGACAGUGAGGCAGACAGCAGUUCCCUGGAGCGCUGCAGGAAGUUCUCGGCGGCGGGGGUGAAGCCCCGACUGUACCGUGACCGCUCCAAACGCCUGGGUAAGUUCAGCAGCUUUCGCACUAGCUUCAUUGGCAGCGACGACGAGAUGGGGGCCCUGCCAAAGACCAAGGAGGAUGAGUUUGGAACCCUGAAAGGAGACAUCAUCAAUGAGGAGGGAGAGGACCCCAAGAAGAGGAACAUUCUGAAAAGCCUACGGCGAACUGCCAAGAAAACCAGACCAAAGCCUCGGCCCUCUAUUCCCAAGCCCCUGGAGAGCAACUAUUUCGGGGUACCCCUGGUCAAUGUGGUGUUCCCAGACAGACCUAUCCCACUUUUUAUUGACAAGUGUGUCCACUUCAUUGAGACCACAGGGCUCAACACAGAGGGGCUGUACAGGGUGAGCGGGAACAAGUGUGAGAUGGAGAGCAUGCAGAGGCAGUUUGACCAGGACCAUGGGCUGGACCUAGUGGAGAAGGACUUUGCCAUCAACACGGUGGCUGGGGCUCUGAAGGCCUUCUUCUCUGAGUUGCCGGAGCCGUUGGUGCCCUGCAUUCUGCAGGUGGAGCUGCUCGAGGCCUUCAAAAUCAAUGACAGGGAACAAAGGCUCUACACCAUGAAGGAUGUGCUGAGGAAGUUCCCCAGGGAGAACUAUGACGUUUUCAGAUUUGUCAUGAGCCACUUACACAAGGUGAGCCAGCUGAGCAGACAGAACCUGAUGACCAGUGAGAAUCUGUCCAUCUGUUUCUGGCCCACUCUGAUGCGGCCAGACUUCACCACCAUGGACGCCCUGACGGCCACGCGGACCUACCAGACAAUCAUCGAGACCUUCAUCCACCAGUGUGCUUUCUUCUUCUACAACCAGCCCCUCCUGGACUCCCCCACUGGCCUGGCUGGCCUCCCUGCCUCCCCCACCACCACCCUCACCGGUGGCUCUACCUAUUCCUGCUACCGCUCCUCCCCUCCCCCCACCACCACGCAAUUCAGCCCCCUGCAGCAGUCGCCCCCCACCACCCCCCAGUCACCCCUGCAGUCCCUCCUUCCCCCCCUCCACCAACACCCCCACUGCACCCCCACCGAGCAAGAAACACUGUAAAAGACACUGUGAAAGACACUGAGAAGGGAGCACACGCCGUACCCCUGAUCUGACCUGAUCCUCCGUCACUUACACACACACACACAAACACACACACCAACACACACACUGACACUACCUUGUUUGGUCAUUGAUAAUAACAUAGAUAAAGAGAGAGAGGAGACGAGGAGCGCUUGACAAACAAACUUGCCACUAGUGAACAGCAUCCAGCUGACCUGCCACCUGUGUGCCAGUGCAGAUUCCAAUGCUGACUCUUCCCCUCCACCCCCUAUAGCCCCUGAUAACCUGGAAUGCGACUCUAGGACUCGCCAACAGGAGGCCCAGGGGAAAGAACAGAGUGGGUUUCAUUGUUACAGUAAGACUCUCUCUGCCAACCAACCAUUUUAACCCUAAUGAUACACUAUAAUGAAAAAGUCCAAGCCUCCAUGUCAAGUUGGAAGAUAUGAUUUGUGCCCAUAGCUAUGUUGUUAUUUGUGUAUAAUAAUUUUACAUCUGUUUGUUAAUGAAAGUAGCCACUGGAUGUGUGGACUGUGCUCUGAAGGCUGUCGGCAGUAACGUGCCACACCGCUGUUUGGGGAGCCUACCUCUCUGCCUGAAGGACCCCUGCUAUGUGGU
This is a messenger RNA of Oncorhynchus keta (chum salmon), 6071 nucleotides long. RefSeq names its product rho GTPase-activating protein 35-like. Gene Ontology annotation, biological process: signal transduction. The record is from RefSeq and is a predicted model, not a curated record. Gene Ontology annotation, molecular function: GTP binding; GTPase activity. The transcript is spliced from 7 exons. The coding region runs from base 870 to 5456 and encodes 1528 amino acids. NCBI's taxonomy places the organism in Eukaryota, Metazoa, Chordata, Actinopteri, Salmoniformes, Salmonidae.